AUGGAUGAGCACACAAGAAAAACCCAGGCCAUGGCAGACAACCUUGUAGCCAAAUGCGAAGAGUUUGUGUUCGAGAAGUUACAAAAGAAAACGGACUACCAUGAAACAUACAUACAAGAGAUUCUGCACUUGAUUGAAGAGAAGCUGGAUGCCAACAAAGAUCUUGAGACAAGCCUCAAAUUUGAACUGAACAUCAAAUUGCAUAUUUGUGGGUUUGCAGCCAGGACCUUCCAGAAUCUGCAUGAAAAGUUCAGAAAUGACAAUAAUCCUCGUUGGUGCCUUGAACAGUUCAAAGGUAAAUACUUGGCAGAUUUCAAAGACUUGUUCAGUGGACAAGAUCAGUGUCAGAAGAAAGCCGAGCGGUUCACCACCCUGUGUCUCAAACCUGCAGUAGAAGCCUAUAUUGCCAGUUCCCUGGGUCUGGAAAUUGUUGACGAAAUGCUGACGGGACAGAAUGCCUCUCAAUUCAGCUCUCGGGCUUUUUUCCAGUACUCUAUCCUGAAGCAACUACUGUCAGAAUUCAACUUUGCCAAGUAUGUGAGCUACAUUUGUGACUACGAAGGCUUUGUCAAGAAUUGGAUUUUGGAUGAAAUCUUGAAACGCUUCUCACAAGGAAAUAAAAUGUUUGAAUUGGAAGACUGUCAACUCAAAGGGAUCGUCAGUGUCAUCACUGAGGCAAUCAAGAAAGCACAGACGAAUGAGAAUGGCAACAUAAAGAAAUUCAUUGAGGACAUAUGCAGGUACCUUGGAGAGAAGCUGGUGCUUCCCCAAGAUGCGUUGAAAGCCACCAUGAUCCUCAACAAUUCCAAACAGGAAUCGUUUGCCCACUGGCUCAAAACAUCUGUAGUGGAGAUGGAACAGUCGCUGAGAGAAGAGUUCCAAAGAGCAAGGGAUAUGAAAAAGAAAUUGGAAAGACAGAACAUCAAGCCGCAGAAUGAGCUGUUCACAAGAGUGUUUGGCUGCGGGAAGCAGUGCCCAUUCUGCAAGGCACCGUGCGAGGCAGGAGGAAAAGCCCACAGAGACCACUGUGCCUCAAUACACAGACCAGAGGGACUUGGUCAAUAUAGGUUUCAGGGCUCAAGAAAACUUGUCACUGAUAUCUGCUCCUCUUCAGUGUUCACUGAUGCCACCUUCAGCUGCUAUGCAACAGGUGGACAGUGGCAUCCUUACAAGAAAUACCGGUACAUUUACCCUGACUGGCAUAUUCCUGCGGAUGCCAGCAUACAGGCCUCAGACUACUGGAAAUUUGUGAUGGCAAAAUUCAACGAGCACUUUGCCAAAAUGUAUGACGCAGAGCCUGCAUAUAUUCCGCCUGCCUGGAGACUGAUCUCAAAGAAACAGGCAGAAGAAAGCCUCAAAGAGUCUUUUAGCAUCAAGAGAGAUUCUCUACAAUGCCUCAAAGAGCAAUAG
This is a messenger RNA of Coregonus sp. 'balchen', 1410 nucleotides long. The record is from the annotation of a GenBank genome assembly. Lineage: Eukaryota; Metazoa; Chordata; Actinopteri; Salmoniformes; Salmonidae.